AUGACCGAGACCACGCAGAUUGGGUUUGAUCUGCUGAGCUACAUUCACGAUUCGCGGCAGACGUACGGGCUGCGGUCGCAGGACUACACGCGGUACCGGCGGUUCUGCGCUCACCGGCUGCAGCGGGUGCGCAAGUCAGUCAAGCUGUCGCAGGGCACGGGGACAACCUUCAAGCGCAAGGAAGUGACAGCAGAGAAUGCACGCACCGCAGAGCACCUGGAGGUGCUGGUGCUGGAGGCAGGAGCGGGCGUGGGCCUGAAGAGCCAGCUGCAUUUCCAGCAGGAGGAGUAUGAGGCGGCGCUGGAUUGCGCGGUGUUUUCGCGGGCGGUGAGCCUGCGGUUGGCUCAGGCGGGCACGUCGCAGCAGCACGCGUUGGCGCACGCAAUGAUGGCGACGCUGGAUCCGAUUGUACGGCUGUCGGCGUACCGGGUGCGCGUGCCGGGCGCCCAGCAGAAGCCGCCGGGAGAGGUCGCGCAGGAAUGGUACGAGCAGCAGAUGGUGGGGAAGCCGGAGCGCGCUGCAAGCAAUGUGCCUGGGUAUGCAGAGAUUGCUCAGAAGCUGGCGGCGUUUGGCAGCGAUGAGCCGGCCAACGACCAGUACGAAUCGGCGUGCUCGGCGCAGCUCGCGUGGCGCGGCGGUAGCAUUGGGUUUGCCAGCUCUGAGCUAGCUGGAGCGCUGGCGAAGGCCGAGAAGGCGCUGGCAGCGGAGAAUGCUGUGGCGAUGUACCGGGUGGUGGAGCGGGCGGCCCAGCGCCUACAUGUGGAGAGCGCCCAGGCAGCGGCCAAGGUGCAGUCGCCGGUGGCCGAUGCUCUGGCGUCGGCGUACCUGGCGGUGCAGCUCCAUGCCGUGUGUGUGCAGCACGCAUUGGUGCUGGCCAAGUACCGGAAGCAGAUUAAUCUGCUAAUCCCCCGCCUGCCGCUGUUCUCGCCGGCCGUCGGUGCGUGGAUCACCGAGACGCCCGCGGCGGAAGCAAAGCCUGGGCUGCUGGGCAAGAUCGCCGGGAUGCCGGACGGCGCCCAGGUAGUGGUAUUGUGCGAUCUGAUCCGCAAGACGCUGGCACGGCUACAGGGGCUGGUGGCAGGCAUUCUUGCGCGCAUGGCGCCUGGUGCAGUACGGCUGAUCAGCGGCAGCCAAAUCAGCGACGAGAUCAGCGCCGCCCAGGCGUACUACAAUGCCGUGCGUGGCUACUAUGCGGCGGCCCAGCAUGCGUCGGCUGAGCACACCGCGUAUGUUGAUGCGCUGGCGCUGCUGGACUCUGUGGUGUCACAGGAGAUCCCGCAGGCACUGCAAUUGAUUACCAGCGUCAGUGGCCAGGAGCCUGCCGACUGCCUGUGGAGUGCCCAGGUGGGCGUGGCAGCGGCCGAUGUGCAGAAGCUCGAGAGCGACGCUGCUCAGGCGCUGCAGGUGGUGCGUGGUCUGUGUGCUGAUGGCAAGUCAUCGUCGGUUGCAGCCAAGGAGUGGGUUGCGGAUCCCAGUAAGUGCCCGGCAAUGGCGGCCAACGCGCUGGCGGGGCGCGCGGGGGCGCCUGCGCGCGUACCACAGCUGGUGGAUCUGGACGCAGUGUCGUUUGCAGCGGUGCCGGUGAAGCCGCUGUUCUACGACCUGGCGGCUGCCAGCAUCGACUUUGACCUGGAUGCGAUUGAGGCCAAGGCGGGCCGGCAGAGCAAGGGCAAGCUGUCGUCGCUGAUCGGCGGGCUAUGGGGCGGGCGCUGA
This is a messenger RNA of Linderina pennispora, 1713 nucleotides long. RefSeq lists its product as uncharacterized. The record is from RefSeq and is a predicted model, not a curated record. Gene Ontology annotation, cellular component: signal recognition particle, endoplasmic reticulum targeting. Lineage: Eukaryota; Fungi; Kickxellomycota; Kickxellomycetes; Kickxellales; Kickxellaceae. The coding region runs from base 1 to 1713 and encodes 570 amino acids. The transcript has 2 exons. Gene Ontology annotation, biological process: SRP-dependent cotranslational protein targeting to membrane. Gene Ontology annotation, molecular function: 7S RNA binding; endoplasmic reticulum signal sequence receptor activity; signal recognition particle binding.